UACAUAGUCUCGCACAUACCAUCGAACUGUUAUUUAGUUAAAUGUCCCUUUCACAUCAGCCACACUUUUACAGCAAACAAGCAUUGGCCACUAUUCAAAGUUGAUAUGCGCUCUAUCCAUUUUCUGAGCCACUUAACCUCACAAGGGUCAUAGGAGUAUUGGAGCCUAUCCCACAUAUCAGGCAGGAAGCAGGGUACACCCUAAACUGGGAGCAAGCCAAUGGCAGGGCUCAUAGAGACAGACAACAGUCACACUCAAUCAAACCUACAGGCAAUUUAGAGUCUACAUUAAAUGCAUGUUUUUGGGAUGUGGGUUGAAACCAGAGUGCACGAAGAAAACCCACGCAGGCACAGGGAGAACAUGCAAACUCCACAAGCGAGGCUGGGGUUUGAACCCCGGUCUUUAAAACUAUGAGGCCAACACUAGCCAGAUCCUUCACCGUGCCACUUGAUAUGCAUUUAUUACCAUAAUUUAGUGAAGUAAUUUUUUUUUCCCCACCUGGGACUGACCCAUGCCUAAGUAUUGUGUAGUCCACAAAUAUUAAACGAUGCUUAAAGGAAUACUCUCUCGAUAAUUCAUAUGUACAAUAAACCCUCCAAUGUGAAAUAUUAUUAUAUAUUUUGGACAUUAAUUGAAAAAAAAAAAAAAAAAAGAAAAUGAACAUUUUUGAAAUCCAAGGAAAAUCUGAAUAUGUGACAGCUUUCACAGCCAAACAUAGAAGAAACAAUCUUGACCCCGUCCCUGACAUUGCUGGUGCUCACCAUUACAGACCAUUCGUUCCAGCUAAGCCAAGAUGCUGACGUGUUGUGCAACAAAACCGAGAAACACACCCAAAUUUCUCCUUUAACCUCCCGUGGGGUUAACCUGACAGGAUAAAGAUGUGGCUGUCACAGUUGACGCUCGUUAUAUGUUUGCACGAAGUUACUGUAGAUGGAGGUAUUUGGCUCAGCAGAGCUUGAGCUAUUGGGAGGUGGCGAAAGGCUUCGGGAUGACUUGGACAUGACACCGAUCAGCUGGUCAGCUGAUCAUUUUCAAGAUGACACAUACGCAGAAUCAGGAUUGGCUGUAGCUGGAGCUUAUCAUAACAUUAAGACCCGUCUUGCCAAUUUGGAGAAGGAGAACAGCAGCAUCAAGAGAAAACUCCAACAGUAUGAGGUCAAGUUUCCAAUGAUCAAUACAUUUGGAGAAGAGAGAGUAUACUUUUCUUGUCAGCCAAUUAUUAAAGACAACAACAUCCAAUUAGAAACAUCCAACCUGCAACACAGGAUCAACACUCUCACCCAAGAGCUCCAGAAGGGCAAGGUGAGAGAAGAACAGUUAGAGGACAUAAUUCAAGCCUAUAAGAAGAUUCACUUGGAGAAAAGCAAUGUCCAGAGAGAUCUUGACAAGAUGACCACUCUAGCAGAGCAGCAUCUGGAGCGAAUCUGCAGUCUGGAGUCAGCUCUCAGACAAAGAGAAACUUCCUUUCAAAAACUCAAUACUAAACUCCAGAACAAAGAUGUACAUCAAGCUCAAGCGCAUGCCAGCCUGGUUGUGCCCAGAGACGGUCACUUGCCAAUGCUGCAGAGCUCCCGCAGUCUGGAUGCUCUCUCAGACGUAAAGCUGCAGCGUCUCGAGGCUGAGUUGGAGGGAGCACUGCAUCAGGUGAAGGGAGCAUGUCAGAGAGAGAAGGAGCUGAGAGGUGAGCUUCAGAGACUGCAGAAUGAAGUAGCCCAGGUCCAAGAGGUGCAGAGACACAAAGAGCAGGAGUUGGCCCCACACUGUGAACACUGUGAUGUUGAAUGGAUCAAAAAAGCCGGGGAUGAACAAGUUAAUCUUGCAUUGGCCUACACCAUGCUCACAGAAGAGUUGGGUCAUAUCCGGAAAUUGACGGUGAAACAAACCAACCUUCUGCGUCAAAUCCCACAGGAACCCAUUUGUCAUCCUUCCUCUGCACCUCUUUGUCUCUCCUCCACCCCACCCCAGUGUUUUUCCCUCUCCCCUGAGAGGCUGUUGCCAUCCCCCCAACUUCCCCUGCAUUAUGGCCCUGCCUCCUACUCCCAUCAGCAAACCAGCAGCAAUCUUCGAGCAAAGUUCCAGGGUCGCCGCAGUUACUCUGAGGUUUCUGACCCAUCAGCUAUCAAGAGAAUCCUACCUCACCUCACGAGACAUCCAGUAUCCACCCUUCCCAAACCCAGGUCCCUCUAUGGGGAGAUGCACGAUUGUGAACAAUCCAAAUCCCAUCUCCAGACUCCGUUGGUAGGACUAGUCAGACCCGCAUCAGCUCACGGACCUGGUGGGGAACGGAGAGUAAGAUCAGAGAGAAAUGGAGCCAGUAGUCUGAGCAGUAGUCCUUGUCAUCAGGCGCUGGAUCUUGGCUUUCCUUUGACUACUGAGGCACAAAAUCUCUGUCACUUGGAUGAUCGACCAGAGCCUACUCCACUGGUGACUCCCCAGCACUCAUCAGAUGAUGAAGAGGAUGUUGGAACUUAUCUCUCGGUCGCCAUCAGUCCUUCUCAAACACUUGGAUCCUUAUCACUUGAGGAAAAGACACUCCACCCCUUGUUCUUAUCUCAGAGGGAACUUGGCCAAAUUCCAUCUCUCUCAGCCCCUGAGGGUUCCACCACACUCUCCUGCCAUCUGCCUACCUACAUGAGCACUGAACAUGCUCAGUCAUGGCCCUCCAUCAAUUUAUUGAUGGAGUCGGAUGAUAGUGCUGUGCGAAGCUGUCCUCUGUGUCACCUGACCUUCCCAAGUGGUUACCCAGAUGAUGCCCUCAUUAGACACAUUGACUCCCACUUGGAGAACAGCAAGAUCUGACUCUCCUAAUAACCACCAUUUCCAAUUAGACCUUUUUGUUUGGCAAGUUUACAGACGUACAGCAAUAGUGCAUAGUCAUGAGUUUACAAAUUUUGAACAGGGCUUUUAUCUUUUUGUCAAAUCUCAAAAAGCAAACCAGCAACUAAAUUCUGUACAGGCUUGUUUGUUGCUUUUAUUUUCUGAUUAUAAAUCUUUUGAUUGAGUUUUUUUCACUAAGGUCAUCCAUAUAC
Molecule: messenger RNA, 3029 nt
Organism: Syngnathoides biaculeatus (alligator pipefish)
Lineage: Eukaryota; Metazoa; Chordata; Actinopteri; Syngnathiformes; Syngnathidae
Product: TANK-binding kinase 1-binding protein 1-like
Exons: 13
Coding region: 931-2799 (622 amino acids)
Biological process (GO): canonical NF-kappaB signal transduction
Cellular component (GO): cytoplasm
Source: RefSeq, a predicted model, not a curated record